Molecule: messenger RNA, 1991 nt
Organism: Pelodiscus sinensis (Chinese soft-shelled turtle)
Lineage: Eukaryota; Metazoa; Chordata; Testudines; Trionychidae
Source: RefSeq, a predicted model, not a curated record
CCCCUGCCCCUGCUCCUGAACCUCUCCUGCCCCUACUUCUUCCGCGACCUCUGCUUCUUCCUCAAGUUGGCCCGGGUGUCGCGACGGACGCGCAGCUACGCGGCGCGGGACCCGGUGCACAGCAUCCUGGAGGUGUUUUUGCAGCGGGCGCGCCAGGCGCCGCGCAAGCCCUUUGUGCUGUUCGAAGAGGAGACGCACACGUACGAGCAGGUGGACAAGCGGAGCAGCCAGGUAGCCCGGGCGCUGCGCGAACAGGCCGGGCUACGGCCAGGGGACUGCCUCGCCCUCUUCAUGGGCACAGAGCCUGCCUACCUCUGGAUCUGGCUGGGCUUGGCCAAGCUGGGCUGCGCCAUGGCCUGCCUCAACAGCAACAUCAGGGCCCAGUCCUUGCUGCACUGCUUCCGCUGCAGCGGGGCCAAGGUGCUGGGGGCAGCCCCAGGAUUGAAAGCAGCUGUUGAAGAAAUAUUGUCAACCCUGAAAGAAGAAAACGUGCGAGUCUUCUACCUAAGCAGGACAUCUGAUACAGAAGGAGUUGACAGCUUCCUUGACAAAAUAGAAUCAGUUUCAGAUGAGCCAACUCCACCAUCUUGGAGAUCACAUGUCACUUCUAAAACACCUGCCAUGUAUAUUUAUACUUCUGGGACUACAGGUCUUCCAAAGGCUGCAGUGAUUAACCACCAUCGCAUUUUGUUAGCUUGUGGCAUAUUGUUUACAAGUGGCGUGACCUCGGAGGACAUUGUGUAUAAUGCCCUGCCACUGUAUCACAGUGCUGGCCUCAUGGUUGGAUUUCAUGGAUGCAUCAUGCAAGGUGCAACCUUUGCUCUACGCUCCAAAUUUUCAGCCAGCCAAUUUUGGGUUGACUGCAAGAAAUACAAUGUAACUGUCAUCCAGUAUAUUGGAGAGGUGCUUCGGUAUUUGUGCAAUACGCCAAAGAAAGACAGCGAUCGUGAUCACAGAGUAAGGAUGGCCUUAGGCAAUGGACUAAGGGCUGAUGUUUGGAGAGAAUUCAUCAGAAGAUUUGGAGACAUCCAUAUUUUUGAGUUCUAUGCUGCCACUGAGGGAAAUAUUGGCUUUAUUAACUAUACUAGGAAAGUCGGCGCAGUGGGGAGAGUAAACUACUUCCAUAAGAAAAUUAUACGCUAUGAGCUGAUUAAGUACGACGUAGAGAAAGAUGAACCAGUCCGAGAUGAAAAUGGAUAUUGCAUAAGAGUUCCCAAAGGUGAAGCUGGGCUGUUGAUCUGCAAAAUCACACCAUAUUCUCCUUUUAGCGGCUAUGCAGGAGCAAAGAGCCAGACAGAGAAGAAAAAACUAGCAGACGUCUUCCAGAAAGGGGAUUUGUAUUUUAAUAGUGGUGACCUCUUAAUGAUUGACCAGGACAAUUUCAUCUACUUUCAUGACAGGGUUGGAGACACAUUCCGAUGGAAAGGCGAAAACGUGGCUACUACAGAAGUUGCAGAUAUUUUAGGAUUGAUCGAAUUUGUCCAAGAAGUUAAUGUGUAUGGAGUGCCUGUGCCAGGUCACGAAGGCAGAAUAGGAAUGGCAGCUAUUCGACUAAAGGAGGGCUAUGAUUUUAAUGGGGAGAAGACAUACAAACAUGUUGUAGACUACCUACCAAAUUAUGCAAGACCUCGCUUUAUAAGGAUUCAGGAUGCUAUUGAGAUCACAGGAACUUUUAAAUACCGGAAAGUGCAAUUAGUGGAGGAGGGCUUCAACCCAGCUGUCAUCAAGGAGGGUCUGUAUUUCCUGGAUGACAAAGAAAAGAUGUAUGUGCUGAUGACACAGGACAUUUAUAAUGCUAUAUAUAACAAUAGCCUAAAACUAUGAGGCCAUCCAUAAAGAAAUCACAAUUCUGGAAUGUUCAUAUCAUUGAUUUGAUAAUCUGGAAAGCCAGUUGGGUGAGUUGAUAAAUGUAACCAAGUGCCUGUAUCUGAAAUUCUGUUUGACUGACAUGUUUUAAUAAUAGGAUCUACAUAAAAUGACUUUUCUUUCUC